This is a messenger RNA of Cetraspora pellucida, 1200 nucleotides long. NCBI's taxonomy places the organism in Eukaryota, Fungi, Glomeromycota, Glomeromycetes, Diversisporales, Gigasporaceae. The record is from the annotation of a GenBank genome assembly.
AUGAUCCAAACUUUAAGGAAAUGUCCAGAAUGUCGCAAAGAGAAUUGCGUAUAUUGUGAUGUAUGCAAUCCUAAACAUUGGGAAAAGAAUUUCAGAAAAUGGGAAAGUGGUGACUUUAACAUUGAUGAAAUAAUUAAAGAUACUCAACUCCAUGCAAAAAAACAAUGUAAAAUAAUUGAAUGGAUAGAAUUUUCAAAUUUUAAAGAGAUUGAAUACAUUGCUGAUGGUGGAUAUGGAAAAGUCUAUAAAGCCAUUUGGAAAGAUGGUCCAAUUGAAAACUAUGAGCCUUGGGAUACUAUAAAAGGGAAAUGGAGACGAAAAGCUAACACUACAGUGGCAAUAAAAAUAUUGAAGGUAGCAAAUGGUAUGACAAGUUUGGAGCUUUCUAAUGAGAUUAAAUGCAACUUGAAACAUAAUUCUUUAUUCAUAAACAGAGUUUAUGGUGUAACAAAAGAGCCGUCAACACAAGAAUACGCGGUUGUUACGCAAUUUCAAGAAUAUGGAAACCUAAGGGAUUUAGUACGUAAAAAUCAUGGUCAAUUAAGUUGGAGUAAAUGUAUCAACAUUCUCAGAACAAUUUGCAAUGGAUUAUCAGCAAUUCAUGCACAGAAUUAUUUACAUAAAGAUUUUCAUAGUGGUAAUAUUUUAAUAAAUAGAAAUUAUAAAACAAGUAUUGCUGAUUUUGGGCAAUGUCGUGUUACAGAGGAAAGUCAGAAUAAAGAGAAUGUGAUUGGAGUAUUACCCUAUGUGGCGCCAGAAGUAUUGUUUGGUGGUCCGUUUACCAAAGCGGCAGAUGUCUAUGGAUUUGGAAUUAUAAUGUGGGAACUUCUUUCAGGUGAAUUGCCUUUUAGCGAUAAGAAGCAUGGUACUCAACUGGCUAUUGAAAUAUAUUACAGCCAGCUACGUCCAGUAAUCCCAGAUUACGUUCCUAAGCAAUGUGAAUAUCCACGAUAUAAUCCAAAUUUAUUAAAGUCGGAAAUUGAAAAAGAAUUUAGUAUAGAGAAGGAAGAAGAAUGGAAAAACCAAUUAGCUAAAUUGGCAAAUUCUUCAAUGCCUCUAAAGAAGACAUACCAAUCAUACACUAGCAAACAUCUCGAUUUUACCAAGAUACUUUCGCAGCACUUGCAAUCUAGUAAAUAUACAUUUGAUAGCGCUCAGCAAAAUCUUGAUUUAGCCGACUUCGAACCCGAAGUACAGUAA